GGGGGGGACGACGUGGGGGACGACGGGAGGCCAAGCGGAGCGGGGACUGCGCGCAUGCGCGUGCGGCCCGACGGAGCCCGGACAAUGUCAGGGGCGCGGGCCGAGGCUGAGUGGCAAGAACUGGAGCAGGAGUUCAAACAGCUGCAGGAAACACACAAGGUGUACAGACAAAAACUCGAUGAACUCACCAACCUCCAGACUAUAUGCAACAGCUCCAUAAAUAAACAGAAAAAGAGGAUAAAGGAUCUGGCCUUCAGUCUCCAAAAGUACAAACGCACUGCCAAUGCAGAUGAAGCCCAGGUUAUACAGGAAAUUAAUAAUAACAUUAAAGAGAGGCAAAAUGUUUUCUUCGAUAUGGAGGCUUUCUUGCCCAAGAAGAAUGGGUUGUACUUGAACCUGGUGCUUGGAAAUGUGAAUGUAACUCUUCUCAGCAAACAGGCCAAGUUUGCCUACAAAGAUGAGUAUGAAAAAUUCAAGCUUUAUCUGACCAUUAUUUUGUUGCUCGGUGCUAUAGCCUGCGUGUUCCUGCUAAACAGGGUGAUUGACGAAAUCUUCAACUUCCUGCUGGUUUGGUAUUACUGCACACUGACGAUAAGGGAGAGUAUUCUCAUCAGCAAUGGAUCCAGGAUCAAGGGCUGGUGGGUGUCCCACCAUUACGUGUCCACGUUUCUCUCUGGGGUGAUGUUAACGUGGCCGGACGGGCUGAUGUAUCAGAUGUUUCGCAGUCAGUUCCUGGCGUUUUCCAUUUAUCAAAGUUGUGUACAGUUCCUGCAGUAUUAUUACCAAAGUGGUUGUCUGUAUAGAUUACGGGCUCUAGGGGAGAGGAAUCACAUGGACCUCACAGUAGAGGGCUUCCAGUCAUGGAUGUGGAGAGGCUUAACGUUCCUGCUUCCCUUUUUGUUCUUUGGCCACUUCUGGCAGUUGUAUAAUUCAGUCACACUGUUUGGACUCUCUCGGCAUGAGCGGUGCAAAGAAUGGCAAGUCUUUGUCUUGGCUCUCACAUUCCUGGUGCUGUUCUUGGGCAACUUCCUGACCACUCUUAAAGUCGUCCAUCAAAAGUUUCAGAGGAAUAGGAGCAAGCUGAAGAAGCCCUGAGUGGCGAGGGAGUGGUCCCUCGGAGGGAGCGAGCGAGGCAGGGGAAGGCAUGCGUAACACUCCGCUCCUCCCGCUCUUGCUGCUGUAACUAGCGAGACCCGUAGUUACCUCCACGUCAACGGGAUCGGAUAUGCAGCUUCUUUAUUUUGCACAGAUAUUUAUGGAGAAUCUUUAAUACCUUCGGGCAGCAUAUACAUACACUUCACACACAAAAAAAAAUGCUAAGAGGAAAAAAUGUUUAAGCCAACUUCCUUUCCGUUUCAGAUCUCGUUGAAGCUUUCUUUUUAAACAGCAACAAAAAAAACUCAACCACAAAAACUCACCAACGUGGCUCGUUGUUCUCUGAGCGAGCUCCUCAGUCACAUACUUUGCUCUUUUUGUUUUCGAAUCAUGAACCAUUCAUCAAUGUGACCUAAUCUUGUGCAGCAUCAUGAACAAAGCCCCUUCUUAGAAAGAGGUGGGGAGGGGGCAAGAGUGAGUGCAGUUACACUUGUAUUCCCCUUGCCCUUAAGAUCCACUGUUUGGCUAAUCAUUCACCAGAGUGAAACUUGAGCCAGUUUGUGUUGAGGUGUUUGUAACUCAAGCUGAGGGGUGAGUGGUAGAUGAAUCAAUUAAACCGUAGAAAGAAAAAAAUUAUCUGAACAGUGAAUAAGGGAUAGUCUUUUGCUGCCUUUAUUGGAGUUCGAUGAUGAGCCUCGGUCUCGUUGUGACCACAUUUUAGGGGGAUACAAGACUUUAGUUACCUUCUCCAGAAACCUACACCGUGUUCAGCCCUUUAUAGGUGGUUGGGGAUGUCAAUGAGACAGUAAAUGUGUGUGAAAUAUUGGGAUUUGGAUAUCACAAGUUGUGUGUUUCUGAAGAUGUCUCUCUUAAUGUCCGACAGCUUAGCCCAUUUGUGAAGGUUCUCCCAACCCCACGUCACCUUGGUUGAGCGAGUGAGCAAGCUCCUCAGUUUUAGUGUUGUGUAACUCGCACACAAGAAAACAUCAGGGUCUUUUCCAACGGGGCACGAGGGAGGCGAUGCUGAACAGGACGGGUGCUCAUCAGAGUUUCCCGCUGCAGAAGGAGGGAGUGGCGUGCUGGCUGGCUCGCUCACUCCAAAGCCACACACUCCACACGGAAGAGGAGCUCCCAUUGCUGGGAUGUGAUACGUUCUAUUAGUGGUAGGGUUGACUUCCUGCUGUAAACACUCUAUUUUUCUCUCUCUCCCCCAACACAACCCCUUAGUGUACGUGUGUGUGUGUUUGCAUCUGGUGUUGAGCAGCAAUAUUGCAGUGUAGAUCAUUGCUCUGUAAAUAGCCAAAUAUCAUCUCAGUUCCCAAGUACUGUUACACUCCACCCACCCCCCCCACCCCUCUUCCAUCCCCUCCCAAAAAAAGACCGUAUAACACUUGAAAGCCACUCCAGGGGCAUGGGGCGUAAGUCCUUAUAUGUGGGUCCCAGGCCAGUAAGGGGCAGGAAACUGAGCAACAGCACAUGUUAGUAACCUGAACCCAAGGGGUUAAGUCAUUGUUGGUGCAGUUAAAACUUGUGGCUGGAGUAAGAGACCAGAUAUAUCCGUGGUACUUCCCAUGAUUGUACAAAUACAACCACGGUUAAUACUUGAUGCUAGCUAUUUCAACUGGCAGUUCACUCACUGUGUCAGUGAAUGUCUCCUAAUUUCCACCCGUCGCUGAAUUCUUGUAACAUGUAAAAUUGGAGUCCUGUAGCUCAAUGGUUAGAGCGCUCACCUCGCAAGUGAGAGUACCUGGGUUUGAUUCCCGGGCAGGGCGAAACGCUGGGCAAGCUUCCUUACUCUAUAGUCCUCUGCAGGAAGUAGGAACCUGGUUGUUAGUUGAUUGAUGGAUUGCUUUUCCAUCAUACUGCUCAUUAUUAUCCACCUCACAAGUCUGUAUUUAACAUUUUACACUAAAACAAUGAAUUCUCAUCUCUCCUAAAACGGCGAGACACACACCUGAAUAUAUGCCAAAAGUUCAGUUCCUAAAAACUUGAACCAAACUCCCAUCGGGGCAUAAAUAAGAUAAACUUAAGUUAUUUACAAAGUGUAAUAAGGCAGUGAUAAGCUAUAGCAGUUAGCAUUUGCUUAAGUAAGUCAGUCACUCAAUAGACUAUUUUCGGUGUUGUAGAGAUAGUUGCAUUUUAAGGAAUGUAAGUAAGCAUAAGCGAGCGAUGUUAAGAGACUUGAUGCCUUAAAAACUGUUGUACAGAGAGAGAAUUACAAGAAAUUUACCAGAUAAACAUGUCAUGAAAAUUCAAUAGUUGUGCUUUUUAAAUCAAGGUCCGGUACUCGAAGGAGACCUUGUGUGUGUGAAAAAGCAAUCGUCUGUAAUAUAUUGCAAAUAGUGAAUAGCCAGAAAGAAGUCUGUCGACAAGCAGAAACCCAGCCGCAGUGACGCACAGUAUGUAAAGGAAAAUGUCCCUCUCAACUUAGUGUAUCUCCUAAACUGAAACGUGAUUGUUUUUGUGUGUGUCUUCUCUUUACCCACUACCCCCUUGCCUCUCAAUGCUGACCGUGAACACAAGCUUCCUGGACUAUUUUACCCACCAAUCUGCAGUCCCUUGUAUUGGUUCACGUUAUACUGUGAAAUAGGACUUAAAGGGAAGAUCUGAACUUUCCUGGUGAUCAAUACAGGGUAGAAUCUUUCUGUACAUCCUUCCGAGGGGGAGAAUAGAACUCUUGGCCUUCUAUAUUGGGGCUUAACUUAUACUGUAAAUUCACUAAUGUAUAAGGCUGUUAAAUAAAUCUCUGUCGAUUCAAGAAAA
Molecule: messenger RNA, 3858 nt
Organism: Callorhinchus milii (elephant shark)
Lineage: Eukaryota; Metazoa; Chordata; Chondrichthyes; Chimaeriformes; Callorhinchidae
Gene: tmem120b
Product: transmembrane protein 120B
Exons: 12
Coding region: 55-1095 (346 amino acids)
Biological process (GO): fat cell differentiation
Cellular component (GO): membrane
Source: RefSeq, a predicted model, not a curated record